UGGGGCUUGGAGUGGAAGAAGGAAGUGUGUGUGUUCUUCAGACAGCCCUGAGCCUACACACCGGCCCAGGGAGCUUGCAGGGCCCCAGGUGCCCGGGGUUGGCAGAAGCCCCACUUCCUUGUGGCCCAUGGAUACUGCCAGGCCCACUGGAGCUCCUGAGGGAGACUGGGGCCCAGGCUCGUGCCCAGCAACCAGUGGUGUCCUGAGAGCCUUAGGCCACUCUUCUCCCUGCUGCUAGCUUCCAGGACGAUGAGAGAGCCUGAGGCCCACACCGCUUUCAGGAGGAUGGCUGCCUUUUCCCAGUGCAUCAGGCCUGACCCCAGUGAGCUGGACGUGAUUUCCACAAGGGUGAUGGACAUUAAGCUUCGAGAGGCUGCAGAAGGCCUUGGGGAGGACAACACAGGAAAGAAAAAAUCCAAAUUCAGAACUUUUAAGAAGUUAUUUGGGAAGAAGAAGAGGAAGGAAUCACCUUCGUCCACAGGAAACAGCGCCUGGAAACAAAACCCAGCCAAGAGCGAGGUCAUUGCCAUCGAGUCCGGGCCGGUGGGCUAUGACUCCGAGGAUGAGCUUGAGGAAUCCAGGGGCACGCUGGGCAGCCGGGCCCUUUCACAUGACAGUAUUUUCAUUCCUGAGGCGGGACAGGACCCUGCUCGGCCGGUGCGGGUGUUUUCCCAAGAAAAUGUAUGUGACCGGAUUAAAGCUCUACAGUUAAAAAUACAAUGUCACGUGAAGAUGGGGCCACCACCUCCAGGGGGGCUGCCCAUCAAGCGGGCAGAGGACACUGGCAUGAGCUCCGAGGACGACGGGCUGCCCCAGAGCCCCCCGGAGAUGUCCUUGCUGCACGACGUGGGCUCAGGCACGACCAUAAAGGUCUGCUUAGUGUCCUCAUCCCGGCCACAGUCUCCAGACCACACGAGCAAUGCCACCGUCUCCUCCCGGACCUCAGACAGCAGCCUGGUGCCUGUGGCUGACUUCAGCCAACCCCCAGAGUCCUCCUCCUGCCUGGACAACUCUGCAGCCAAGCACAAGCUCCUGGUUAAGCCACGAAACCAGCGGUCAAGUAAAAUGAGGCGGCUGUCUUCGCGGGCACAGUCAGAAUCCCUGAGUGACCUGAUCUGUACCCCCGAGGAGGAGGAAUAUGAUGAGAAGCCAGCACCUGAAGUCGGCACAGAGGAGAAUCCCAGCUCUGCACAACAGGAUUUGAUGCUGGACAGAGACUGUUUGCCUGGGGGACCUGCUACCUUGAUGCCACCUGGGGGACCCCGUGCUAGACGUGCCCGCCUGCAGCACAGCCCAGCACUCAGUGCAAGUAUGGAAGAGGGGAGCUCCCUUGAGGAUGUCCCCUCAAGCCACCUGGCUACCCCAGAGGUCACUGAGCCUGUGGCAGUCCCGGCCCCCUGCGUGGAGUCCCUGUCUCUACCGAACAGCUCUCUGCACCCCAUCCCCAACAUUGAAAUCCAGGAGGAAGAGCUGUCCACUGCAAGCCCAUGUCCUCAAGCUGAGGACAGAGAUGAGGAGAUGGUUUGUGCUUCUGGAGAUGUGGAAAGUGCAUUGUCUACCAGUGUCUCCUUGGUAGACACAACACCUCACGACAUAGCACCUCCUGAGAUUGUCAUUGCCACCACCUUGGAGACACCCUGUGAUCCAGGUGGUCCAGACCAAAGCAUCCACCCAGAGGUAGAACCCAUACUGGCAUUGCCUGGCCCCAAGGGAACAGGGACAGAGCCUGCAGUGGUCCCCGCCCCGAGCCCUCCAGGGCCCAAGAGCUGCCUGAAGCACAGGGCUAUGACAGUGGCCGAAGACCUCAGCAUGUCCCCAGCACCCACCACAGAGUCACCGCUGCAGGACCCCAGCCCACAAGCCCUGGGCAUCGAGGCUGUGCCCCCCGAGUGCCCCAAGGCUGAGCACACAGAGCCCCCUAAGGGCGGUCCUGAGAGAGGGACACCAGGACGGAAAAGUGAGCGGGGUGCGGCUGGUGGGGAGCUGCGGGGUGGGAAGAAGUUCUCAGUGUCGUCAUGCAGGGCACAGCCACACCCAGGAGGCCCUCGGCUUUUGGGUCCCACUGUCCCCACUGUCUCUGCAAUCCGAUUGCCCCUGGCACGCAGUGGCCUGGCCUGGAAGAGUGAGGCGGCCCUCGAUGACCUCCACAUGCUCCCCGAGCCCCAGACUUGGAAAUCAGACCCUCAGAAGCCAGCAGAGCCAGAGUCUCAGGACUCAGGAGACAUUGUGGCCACCAUGCCAGGCAUGGGAGAGCCCUGCCCAGGCACUACAGAGAAACCCCCAUGUGAGGACAAAAGUUCCUUCCCUGUCAAGCUGCGGUCCACCUCCCUGUCCCUCAAGUACAGAGAGGGCUCCUCCCAGGAAGCCAAGGGCAUCAAGAGACACAGCGCUGAGGUUAGGUUAGAAAGAGGAGGGCUGGCCCUGCUCCCCAAAGAUGAGCAGGGUCACAUCGGGACAGCCACUGCACUCCGAGGUGCCAGGUCCCCCAACAGCCAAGGAAAGGGGAAGGCGCGUUCCCCUGAGCAACCCAGCUCCAAGCCACCCCUGCCCAGGAAGCCACUGCUGCAGAGCCUCACCCUGGCCUACAUGCCUGAUGUCAGCCCCGGAGAGCCCGAGAAAGUGACCCUGCCUGCAGACCCCAGAAAGGACAGCAGAGGGACAGAGAAGUCAGGACGCAGAGGAGCUGAGAAGGGUCUGCCUGUGGCAGCAACAGGUCCCGAAGCUGAUGGGCAGCCCACACCACCCUGGAUCACCAUGGCUCGGCAGAAGCGGCGAGGGGGCCCUGACCAGCCACCGAGCCAGGAAGACAAACCUGGAACUCGGACCCUGAAGUCAGAAACAGGAAAGCAAGCCAAGGCACCUGAGAGAGCCCAGGAGCCUGUGAGACAGGUUGACUUUGUCCGCAGCAAGUCUUUCCUGAUGACCCCUACUAAGCCCACAGUGACCCAGAAGCAGGCAGCCAAACUGAGCCUCAAGGAGGGGCUGCAAAGGGGAAUCUCCCUAUCACAUCAGAACUUGGCUCAGGCUGCGGCAAUGGCAGAGAAGGAGUUGCAUCAGCUGAAGAGAGCCAGUUAUGCCAGUGCAGAUCAGCCCUCCUGGAUGGAACUCGCCAGAAAGAAAUCUCAAGCUUGGAGCGACAUGCCUCAAAUCAUAAAAUAAAUUGGCAGCCCACCGACAAAGAAUGUCCACUCCCUUGACAGGCCACUUAGUUUAAAACUGCCAAUAAAUCACGGCAAACAGACUGUGCAACUUAAGCUUGAUUUUAUCACCAAGUUAUGACAAGCUCGGGGAAGAGAGGAACCAAGCAAAAUGAAGAGAACAAACAGCCAUAAUCCUGGACCAGAGGGGCCCCAAACAAAAACCACAUUGAAAAAAUCCAGGAAUGAAUUCCUGUGCUCAGGGGCAUGAAUGUGAGUCUUUUAGAAUUCCCUUGGUAAAGAGGCUCAGACAAGGCGGAAAACAGAAAUGAAAUGUGGAUUUAUAAAUCAGACACCCUGAAAGCCCAAAACCGAAGCUAUCCCAGGAGCGCCCGUGUUUGUGGUUCCACUGAAGAUCAGCCUGUGUGUCUGGCCGCGGUCUUGCCUGUCUUCUCCUUUUGUGUUACUACUAGGCAUGACAUUUAUGGUGAAACAGGGAUGCAUUUCUAAGAGCAGCUACACAACAAUCUGAUUUCCUGAAGAUAGCCACUCUAAGAAGAAGAGGAAGGAACAUAGCAGGGUUCGUCAACCCAUAGACUGUUUCCAAAAAUAAUUUUUAAACUUUUCCACUUGGCAUCUGUGUCCUUAACCAUUUGCACAAUGCAUUGCCUGUUUAAUAAAAGGUUUCAAACAUGCCUCGGUUGUGCA
Heterocephalus glaber (naked mole-rat) is the source of this 3845-nucleotide messenger RNA. RefSeq names its product CRACD like (gene Cracdl). The record is from RefSeq and is a predicted model, not a curated record. Lineage: Eukaryota; Metazoa; Chordata; Mammalia; Rodentia; Bathyergidae.